Molecule: messenger RNA, 1566 nt
Organism: Plasmodium cynomolgi strain B
Lineage: Eukaryota; Apicomplexa; Aconoidasida; Haemosporida; Plasmodiidae
Product: metallo-beta-lactamase domain containing protein
Exons: 2
Coding region: 1-1566 (521 amino acids)
Cellular component (GO): nucleus
Molecular function (GO): 3'-tRNA processing endoribonuclease activity
Source: RefSeq, a predicted model, not a curated record
AUGAGUAACGUCCAUUUUGAUGAGGAACGGGUAGGAAUGUAUACUGAUCUGAUCGGAGGGAUCAUCGACCAGGGGGUGAUUCCCUUGGCGAUUGUAGAUUCUGGGAGGAAGGUUGAUUCGUUGGACAAGGAGUUCCGCAAUUACGUAGCGAUGCUGUUGUUGCGCGGGGGGGAGAGUGCCCCAUUGGAGGAGGCCCCUGUGGGGGAGGCUUCACUGGAGGAGGCCCCCCUCAAACGAAAGGACCGCGUGCGGAACGUUGCCAAAAAGUUGCUGCUUCUGAAAGAGGCAAUCGUGAAGCUAGCCAAGGAGCAUCAAGUAAAAAUAGACAGAAUCUACAUAGACGAAGAAACAGAAGACGUGAAGGUCAAACGGAACAGUUUUGAGGAAGGAACUGAAAGGAGGACAACUUCUCCUGAGAGAAAAAAACGAGACGAUGUGGAGUUCCUCCUCCCGAAUGAGAACAACACAUACCAAGUGCUACGAAACGAUUUUUUAGAAAUUUUGGGCUUCCCCAUCAAGCACACUGUCCCCACCAUCGGUUACGUCAUACGUGAGUUAAACGUAGAGAGUAAGUUCAACGCACCCUACAUAAACGAACUUAUAAAAAAAAACUACGACGAAUUGAAAAAAUGCGAAGAGUUAGAAUUUAUACCCUACAAAAUAUAUGAACAUGUCAUAAGAAAAAUGAACGAGGGGGAUGUUGUGGUCUUUCCUGACAAAACGGAGCUUAGCUUUGGGAAUGCCUACAAGGAGAUCUACAGGGGGAGGAAAAUCGUGAUUUGCCAGGACACCUAUGAUGCAUCUAGUAUGGAAGAAUAUGCUACCGAUGCGGAUGUGCUUAUACACGAGGCUACAAACAGCUUGAUUGACUUAACUGACCAGGGUGUCGGUCCUUUGGAUGGGUUCUGUGAGGAUCAUCAUGUAGGGCCGUCGCUUCGAAGUGCCGCCCUCCCGAGUUGCGGCUCUGUUGAGGUGGACCCUGCCUCGAAGCAGGUUGAUGCAGCGUUGAAGCAGGUUGAUGUAGCGUCGAAGCAGGUUGAUGUUGCGUUGAAGCAGGUUGAUGCUGCGCCUAACCAGGUUGAUACUGCGCCUAACCAGGUUGAUACUGCGCCUAACCAGGUUGAUACUGCGCCUAACCAGGUUGAUACUGCACCUAACCAGGUUGAUGCUGCGCAUAACCACGUUGGCACCGCGCAUAACCACGCGAAGAGCUCCUCCAAGCAGGUGCCCCCCCUCCUCGUGAGAAAGUACAACAAAGUCAUUGCCGAGCGGGGGCACUCCACGGCCAACAUGGCAGGAACCUUCGCCAAAAAAAUAAACGCCAAGAGACUCAUCCUGACGCACUUCUCGCAGAGGUAUAUUGGAGACAAUAAACUGAAGAACAUCGCUGUCAUGCGUAGAAUCGAGCGGGAGGCAGAGGAGUCAUUUGGAGGGAGAACCCAGGGGGAGAGUGAAGACGCGGCCGACUGCUCUAGCACCACUGAUAAAAGUUGCGAUGGGGAAAAGGAAGUGAUCGCUGCGUAUGAUGGGCUAAUCGUGUAUGUCCCUCCGCAGAGGGUGAAGUGA